UCUGUCAGAAAACGUCUCGCUUUUCCGCCAUGAAUUCAGACGCGGUUUUAUUGUUAGAGACGGUUAACUUCGCAGCAGAGAAGCACCGUAACCAGCGACGUAAAGACCCGGAAGCGACGCCGUACAUUAACCACCCCAUCGGAGUGGCGAGAAUCCUCAGCCAUGAAGGAGGCGUCACAGACAUCGAGGUUUUACAAGCCGCCGUGCUCCACGACACCGUGGAGGACACGGACACCUCGCUCGCCGAGCUCGAGGCCGCGUUCGGGCCGAUCGUGGCUCGUAUCGUCGAGGAGGUGACGGACGACAAAAGGCUCCCCAAGCAGGAGAGGAAGCGCCAGCAGGUGGAACACGCGCCGCUCUGCAGCGGCCAAGCCAAGCUGGUCAAACUGGCCGACAAACUGUACAAUCUGAGGGACUUGAUUCGCAGCACACCGGCAGGCUGGACAGCCGAGCGGGUGCAGGAGUACUUUGUUUGGGCCCGCGAGGUGGUGAGAGGCCUGAAAGGAACCAACCCGGCGCUGGAGGAGAAGCUGGAGGAGCUGUUCAGACAGAGGGGGGUCCAGCUCUGACGACACGGUGGAGAGCAGCCCGACUACCAAUAACAUAGUUUUUCACUUGUAAAUUACAGAAAUAAAUCAUAUCGUUUACA
Cyclopterus lumpus (lumpfish) is the source of this 649-nucleotide messenger RNA. It is a transcript of the gene hddc3, whose product is annotated as HD domain containing 3. The record is from RefSeq and is a predicted model, not a curated record. Gene Ontology annotation, molecular function: guanosine-3',5'-bis(diphosphate) 3'-diphosphatase activity. The transcript is spliced from 4 exons. Lineage: Eukaryota; Metazoa; Chordata; Actinopteri; Perciformes; Cyclopteridae. The coding region runs from base 30 to 569 and encodes 179 amino acids.